Messenger RNA from Adineta steineri, 18489 nucleotides. NCBI's taxonomy places the organism in Eukaryota, Metazoa, Rotifera, Eurotatoria, Adinetida, Adinetidae. The record is from the annotation of a GenBank genome assembly.
AUGACAACAUCAUACUAUGUGAUCCGUAGUUUAUUUGAUAUUGCCCGAUUGUAUCCUCAAAAGGUAGCAAUAGUACUCGACAAUCAAGUAUGGACUUAUAGCGAGUUGAUUAUGCAAGUGGAACGUGUUGUAUAUCAAUUACAUCACUUAGGCGUAGUUCAAGGUCAAAUAAUCUAUCAAUUUGUCGAACGAAGUUUUGAGAUGAUAUGUGGCUUUUUGGCCAUCCUAUAUAUAGGUGGAGUGUAUUGUCCACUAAAUCCAAUACUGCCGCCUGGUCGUCUCAAUAUAAUUCUCGAACAAAUGCAAGGUCGAUAUGUUUUAAUACAUGAGAAAGCACUUAAGCAAUUUCCAAUAGCAACUGUUCAGCAUGUUAUUAUAUUGGAUAAUAUUCUUUCUCCAUCACUGGAUAUCGAAGUCAUGAGUGAUCUUUCAAUUUCUAGGGAGUAUGGUGCUGCAUUUAUCAUUUUUACUUCAGGCACUACUGGACCACCAAAAGCCGUUGUUCACACACAUAGAAGUUUUUCGGCUAGUAUUGCUGCUCUGAUUGGAUGGGACGUCGGUAUGUAUACUGUUCGAGAUCAGGUUCUUCAAAUUGCUGCAAGUUCAUGGAUUACACAUAUUUGGGAAAUCUUAUUGACAUUAGUCGUUGGUGGUACUCUUGUGCUUCUGCGACAAGGUGGUCUUUUCGAUGUGGCCUAUUUUUCUCGAACUCUAAUGCAUCAACAAAUAACGACACUACUAAUAGGUCCUGCAAUAAUUCGAGCUCUUACUAAUUAUAUUGAAAAUAGCCAACAAACAAAAAUAUUCGAUACUGUACGCCAACUAUGUGUGGGAGGUGAAGGACUGAAGCCACAACAGUGGACUCAAUUUGCUAAUUUGUUAAGUUCUUACAAUGUUCAAAUUUGUGUUCUAUAUGGUACGUCUGAAAGUGGUGUAGUUCUUGGAUGUCAGUUGUUGAAUAUCAAAGAUACAGAUAUUCCUAUUGGUUAUCCAUUACCAACUAUUCAAUGUUUGCUAAUCGAUGAUAAUGGUAAGAUUAUUAAUACUACAGAUAAUUCACACGAAAUUGGUCAAAUUCACAUAGGAGGACUAACUUUAUUUAACUGCUUUUUAAAUAAUCCAGAACUUAGCGGAAGCAGAUUUACAGUCAUAAACAAUCAAGUUUUUAUAAAAACAGGUGAUUUAGCUAGAUACAAUGAACAAGGAAAGCUUUUUUAUGUUGAACGUGUUGAUUUUCAAAUUAAAAUACGUGGCCAACGAGUCGAAACAACUGAAAUUGAAAAUACAAUUACGAAUUCGUAUCCUGGCAAGAUUUCCGACUGUGUUGUUACUAAACUGGCACGAAAUGAUGAUCUACUUGUUGCUUAUGUGGUCUCAAAAGAAUCCGAUCUCGAUACUGAACAAAUACAAAAUUAUUGCAAUAAACAUCUACAGCAAUACAUGGUACCAUCGAUCUUUGUCUUCUUGAAACAGUUGCCUUUGAAUGCGAAUGGAAAAGUCGAUCGACAGCGUCUUCCAGUACCUGAUAUCUCGGUUUUAUCGACUAAUGCUAUAGAUCGUCAAUAUUUAGAACCGAAAAAUGAAAUGGAAACGUUCGUUCAUUCGGUAUGGUGUAAGAUCCUUGGCUGUAAUCGAAUCUCGACGCGAACAAACUUUUUUAGUAUUGGUGGUCAUUCUCUUCUGUUUAUUCAAAUUUAUCAAUAUUAUCAAACGUUAUUUAAUUUGGAUGAUGAAGCAAUAAAUAUUCGAUCAUUCUUUGAACAUAAUACCAUAGCCGAACAUGCUCAACUGCUAGAAAAUAUUAAGAUGAAUAAUAUACAAACAAAAAAAUGGCAGACAUUACAUAUUAAUCAAUGUAUUGCAUCGUACGCUCAACAGCGCAUAUAUCUUGAUGAGAAAAUGCGUUUUUCUGGAAAAGUUGCUAUUUACAAUGAAUUAACUGCUCUACAAAUUACGAAAGGUUCAAUAUCAAUGACUCGCUUAUUGCAAGCUCUUCGUUGUGUUCUAAGCAUACAUAAGAUAUUAAGAACUUCUCUAGUUUUCAAUGAUGACGAUAAUACUUUAAAACAAUCUAUCACUGAUAAACAUCUGACAUUUGCAUUGGCUGCCGAUCAAACAUUCAAAAGUGAAACUGAACUUCACAACAUUAUUUCACAAAUAAAUACUAAUCCUAAUCUGUUCGAUUUAUCCAGUGGUCGUGUUUUUUAUUGCCAAAUACUCAGGCAACAGAUGAUACUUGAUGAAAAUCAUGAUAAAGAAACGCUUACAAGUUCUGAUAUUCUCGUUAUCGGCUUUCAUCAUGCUGCAAUUGAUCAAUCAAGUGCUUCAAUUUUUUUAAAUGAUCUGUGUCAUAGUUAUAAUAACAACAUGAUGUGGUUAGAUGAUGAAGAAUCAUUACAAUAUAUAGAUUAUAGUGUUCAUGAGCGUCUAAUCGACAUGACACUAUCACGCGAAUUUUGGCGUUCUCAAUUAAAUGGAUACGAUCAAGAAUGUCGAUUGUCACUACCAGUUGAUCGACAUUGUUUAUAUAGUGAUCAAAGAUCUGGACAUGCUUCCAUUGCUCAUAUCUCAUUUGAUAAAGAGAUUUCGACAUCAUUUCUCGAUUAUGCAUCUUCACAUCAAGUCACACCAUUUCAGCUAGGUCUGGCUAUAUUCUAUGCAUUUCUUUUUAAGCUAACAUAUAGACAAAAUGAUUUAUGCAUUUCUUGUCUGAAUGCAAAUCGAUACAGGACUGAAUUACAGAAUAUGAUUGGAAUGUUUGUUUCAACAUUACCAUAUCGUAUUCGAAUUGAUUCUGACUGGUCAUUUGAUGAACUUGUUGAACAUGUGCGAGAAAAAUGUUUAUCAAUUCUUGAACAUUCUCAUUAUCCACUACAGUAUGUUCUUACUGACUCUCAAUUUAAACAGUCAAACGUUCCAUUUCUUGAAACAUUGUUCAAUUUUACCACUGUCUCUGAAAAUAGUCAAUGGUCUAUUGACACAGCGACGUUGCAACAAUUACCAAUGCAGCAAUCUUAUGGUGCUGCAAAAUUUGAUUUUGACUUGACUUGUCUUUACAAUCCAGCAUCCGAUGGAAGUAAACUAUCAUUCUGUCUAACAUGCUCGCGUGAUCUAUUUGAUGAGACAACAGCUAUAAUCAUAGUUCAAAGAUUAAAACAUCUUGUCGAUCAACUUUUUUCAUCAAAAUCAAUUUCUGAUGAAAUUAAUCCAAACUUUGUAUCUAUAUCGAAACUUAGCUUGAUUUUACCGACAGAAGCUAAAGAAAUUGAAGAUACUGUCUUCUGUCGACAACAGAAUAUUGUCAAUGAAGCACCAGCAUCAUAUGCACAAGCUCGCAUUUUGUCUGAUGAACGAGUUCGAUUUGAUCCAGACAAUCCACAACUCCCAAUCUACAAUAUGCCUUUUCUCUACCAUCUUAAUAAAGGCCAUACUUUAUCAAUACAACAACUUCGACAGGCUCUUCAGCUAAUUGUUAAAAAACAUCAAUCAUUUCGUACAUUACUUAACUUUGAUACCGAAAAGAAUUUAUUCAUGCAAAGAAUUGUUGACAUCUAUGAAGAUAAUAAUAGAUUGUAUGCAUUUACUGAAAACACUUACGAAACACAAGAACAACUCAAUCAUAUCCUACAUGAAGAAAGAUAUAAUCCUGAACUUCUUGAUAUUUCCCAAGGUCUUGUCUUCCGUUGUCAUCUUGCCUACUACAAACAAAUCUCUUCAAAUCAUCUACUUUCUGACCGAGAUGUAGUCAUUUUCAAUUUCCACCAUGUUCUAUUUGAUUCUCCAUCAAUGAAUAUUUUCCUUCAUGAUCUCAAUCAAGCAUAUUCAACUAGUCAAUUAUUAUAUGAUGAUAUCACUACUCUACGUUAUCUCGAUUAUGCUGUUAUUGAACAACAAAUGUCAAUGAGUGGUGCAAGUAUGUUUUGGCUUGAUGCUCUUCAUGAUUGUAAACUUGAUCAACCUUUGUCAUUACCAUUUGAUCGAUAUCGUCUCUCAAAUGAACAUCGAACUUGUCAUACAACAUCUAUUUCUUUUGAUUUUGGUCAAGAUCUUUCACAUCACUUUAUUACUCAUACAUCCUUAAACAACAUAUCACUUGAACAUCUUACAUUUGCUAUUUAUUUCAUCUUCCUAUUUCAAUUAACUAAUGGACAAACAGAUCUAUGUCUAGCUAUAAACAUCAAUAAUAAUCGAUAUACAGAUGAACUCAAAUCAAUCAUUGGAUUGUUUGAGAAUGUUAUUCCGUUACGGUGUCAAUUAGAUCCUCAUUGGUCUUUUCAUCAAGUACUCGAACAUGUUCAAGAGAUAACAACAAAUAGUAUGAAAUAUUCAUAUUUUCCACUUCAACGUAUUCUCGAUCAACAUUCCCAUGUUUCGAAACAUGCGUUUUUGGAUACAUCUCUAGAAUUUAUAUCAUUUAUCAACAAUAAUGACAACAAUGCAACGAUGAUUGGUGAUUCUCAACUUGUUCCGGCAUCUUUCUCAUUCAGUAUUAAUGAAGAUGAGAUAUUAAGUAUAUCCGACUUCUCUCUUUCAAUUCAUCAGGAUUUGAGCGUGAAUCAACUAUCAUGCACAAUCAAUGCAUCACUUGACUUGUUCAAUAGAGAAACAGUAGAGAAGAUUUUACAACGAUUUCAUUUCAUCUUACAUCAAUUAUCUGCAUCUAUGAUUGACAAUCAAAUGAAUAAAUCAAUAUAUGAAAUAUCAUUAACAUUACCAAAUGAAAGAUUACUCAUACAAUCAAUGAAUAAUACACAAGUGCCAGUUUGUCCUGACACUUGUAUUCAUCAUGAAUUUGUAUAUCAAGUAAUGAAAUAUUCACAAAAACUAGCUGUUGAACUAGAUGAACAAUCUCUAACAUAUGCUGAAGUUUUGCAUUAUGUCCAAAUAUUAUCUCUGCAUCUUAUAAAUAAACAUGUUGUUGUUCCAGGUGAAGUCAUUUGUCAAUGUGCCGAAAGAAGUUUGUCAAUGGUGAUUGGUAUAAUGGCAAUUGAAAUGAGUGGUGGUGUCUAUUGUCCAUUAUCAUCCCGAGAUCCACAACAUCGCUUACAUGCUCUCAUACAACAAACACAAAGUCGUCUCGUUCUUGUUCAUUCGUUGACAAAAUCAAAAUUCAAUAGUAAAAUUGUUUCGAUUGACAUUCAUUCAACAUGGACUAAUAAUGAUCUAAUCAGUGAUGUUAACGUUGAUCGACUAUCAACUAUUACAGUCACAUCAAGUAAUAUUGCUUAUAUCAUUUUCACUAGUGGUUCAACGGGAAUACCAAAAGCGAUAAAAGUACGACAUAUAAAUUUUGCUGGAUGUAUAAACUCUUUGGUUGGCAGCAAUACACUCAAUAAACAUGAUACUGUUGUUCAAAUGGCUCGAUGCUCAUUUGACCUUCAGCUUCAAGAAAUACUUGGUGAACCAUUUUCUGUUAAACUUAGGACUUUAAUCGCAAACAUUGGUAUACCAGACUGUAUUGUAUGGAAUCUUUACGGUUCCACUGAAAUAACACUCGUCUCUACAUAUCAUCUGGUUGAUAUUCAGUCCAACGGUGCAAGCAUUUCAGUCGGUACAUCACUACCGAACUAUCAAUCGUUGCUCUUAAAUAAAUUCUUGCAAAGCACAUCUAUUAGUCAAAAAGGAGAAUUAUUCACUGGAGGUGUUGGUGUCUUUGCUGGUUAUCUUGGACGUGAUGAUUUAACUGCCAAAGCACUCAUUGAAGUCGAUGGCGAAUUAUACUAUCGAGUAGGUGAUCUUCUUCAUAUGGAUGAAAACGGUCUUCUUCAUUAUCAAGGAAGAAAAGAUCAUCAAAUCAAACUGCAUGGACAACGAAUUGAAGUUGGUGAGAUCGAACGAUGUCUACUUAACAUUAUAUCCAUCUCUGCUUGUGUUGUCAUGAAGUGGAAUGAUGAUUAUUUAGUUGCAUAUGUUCAAAGUUCUGAUAUUACUGAACAGGAACUGCGUGAACACUGUCAAUCUCAUCUUCCACCACAUAUGAUACCAUCUAUAUUCAUGAUACUUGAUAAAUUACCUUUGAAUCCAAAUGGAAAAAUAGACAGAAAACAACUUCCUUCACCGGAAUUUGCAUUAUUACCUUUCUCCUCGUCCGAUAAAUCUGAUACUCCUCUUAAUCAGUUCGAAGAACGUAUACACACUAUUUGGUCUCAAGUUCUUCAUUGUAAUGAAAAUUACAUUUCUAGAACUACCAGCUUUUUUAGCAUUGGUGGCCAUUCACUUUUAUUGAUUCAACUUUAUCAUCACUAUCAAUCAGUAUUUACCUUUGAUGCUCAUACACUUUCAAUUGCUCUAUUUCUUCAACAACCAACUAUAUUUCAACAUUCACAAUUACUUCAAACAGUUAUAAUGAAUAAUAUCAAGAUAGCACAGUGGCACACCUUGCAUAUAAAUGAAGGUAUUGCCUCUUUUGCUCAAGAACGUAUCUUUCUUGACGAACAAGUUCGUUUUUCGAGUGAUAUUGCUAUCUAUAAUGAACUGAUUACAUUACAAGUUGUUCAAGGAUCAUUAUCAUUAAAUCGUUUAUUACAAGCAUUUCGAUUUGUUUUGAACACACAUAAAAUAUUACGUACAUCUCUUAUGUUUAACAAUGAUGAUGGUAUUUUGAAACAAUGCAUUACAAAUCUACAUAAAACAUUCACAAUAACUAUGAAUCAAACCUUUCAAAAUGAAAAUGAACUUCGAGAUAUUAUUUAUAAAACAACUACCAAUCCUCAUCUCUUCGAUUUAUCAAUUGGUCGUGUUUUUCAUGCUGAAAUACUAAGAUAUCAAGUGUUAUUAAAUGAAAAUGAUAACAAUGAAUUCAUAACUGAUUCUGAUGUUCUUCUCAUUGCUUUUCAUCAUGCAGCAUUUGAUCGAGCAAGUUCUUCGAUCUUUUUCAAUGAUCUAUGCUUAGCUUAUAAUACUAAUGCAAUAUCAGAAGGAGGAGAAGAUGAUGAUGAAUCAUUGCAGUAUAUUGAUUAUAGUAUACAUGAACGUCUAAUUGAUAUGACAACAUCUGGUGAAUUUUGGUAUUUACAAUUAGAAGAAUACAAUUUCGACUCUCCAUUGUUAUUACCAGUUGAUCGACAUCGUUCAUCCAAUGAUCAUCGAUCCAAUUCUGCUUUUACUACUCAAAUCUCUUUUGACAAUGAAAUUUCACAAUCAUUUCUUGAUUAUGCUUCCACACAUCAUGUGACACCAUUUCAGUUAGGUCUGAGUAUAUUAUAUGCCUUUCUUUUCAAGUUAACGCAUGGUGAAUAUAAUCUAUGUAUUUCUUGUUUGAAUACUAAUCGAUACAGAACUGAACUGCAAAAUCUAAUUGGAAUGUUUGUUUCAACAUUGCCAUAUUGUAUUCAACUUGAUCCUCAUUUGUCAUUUGAUGAUCUUGUUAAAUAUGUACGAGAGAAAUGUUUAUCAAUUCUUGAACAUUCUCAUUAUCCACUUCAACAUAUUCUUGCUAAUUUACAUAUUAAUCAAUCAAAUAUUUCAUUUCUUGAAACAAUGUAUGACUUUAUUAAUAUAUCCUCACACAGUGACGAAUUAUCUUUGGAUGGAGCAAGUUUCAGACAUGUGUUAUUUGAACAAUCGUUUGAAGCGGCUAAGUUCGAUUUUAUGUUAACAUUUGUCUAUAAUCCAAUGCUGGAAAAUAGUAGAUUAUCAUUUCGUUUAACUUGUUCACGUGAUUUAUUUGAUGAGAUUACAGUUACAAAUAUUGGUCGAAGAUUCGAAUACUAUUUUCAACAACUGUUUUCAUCGAAUGAAACUAUCAAUCGAACUGAUACAUGUUUUACAUCUGUAUCGAAAAUUAAUCUUAUUCUACCAGAAGAAACUCAAGAACUGGACGAUAUUAUAUUUUGUCGACAACCACAUAUUAUAAACGAAGCACCAGCAUCAUUUGCACAAGCUCGUAUUUGGCUUGAUGAAAAAAUUCGAUUCGAUCCAGACAAACCACAAGUAGCAAUCUAUAAUAUGCCAUUUGUCCAUCGUCUUCGAUCAGGUCAUACUUUAUCUGUGAAACAGCUUCAUCAAGCUCUACAACUCACUAUUGGCAAGCAUCUCUCACUACAUACAUCACUUAUCUUUGAUACAGGCAUCAAUCAGCUCAUGCAACGAGUUAUUACACGUAAAGAUAAAUACACUGAUAUGUUUUCAAUGGUCGAAACUAUUUAUGAAAUGGAUGAACAACUGAAUGAAAUUUUACAUGACGAGAAACGUAAUCCUCAUCUUUUUGAUCUUGCUCAAGGUCUUGUCUUUCGAUGUCAUCUUGUUUACUACAAACAAAUCUCCUUAGAUCAUCUUCUUUCUCACAGAGAUCUACUUAUCUUCAACUUUCAUCAUGCCCUAUUUGACUUUCCAUCGAUGGAAGUGUUUCAUCAUGAUCUUAAUCAAGCAUAUACAACAGGUCAAUUAUCAUAUGAUGACAACACUACUCUGCGUUAUCUCGAUUAUGCUGUCAUUGAACAGCAAAUGUCAAUGACUGGUGCAAGUAUGUUUUGGCUUGAUAUUCUUCACGGUUGUAAACUUGAGCAACCUUUAUCAUUACCAUUUGAUCGACAUCGUCUCUCUAAUGAACAUCGAACUGGUCGUGGGACAUCCAUUUCAUUCGAUUUUGGUCAAGAUCUCUCACAUCACUUUCUUACUUAUGCAUCAUCAAAUAAUAUAUCACUUGAACAACUUGCACUUGCUACUUAUUAUGUGUUCUUAUUCAAACUAACCAAUGGAGAAAGAGAUUUAUGCAUUGGAAUAAAUACACAUGGUCGAUAUAGAGAUGAACUUGGAUCUAUUAUUGGAAUGUUUGUGAAUGCUAUACCUUUGCGAUGUCAACUUGAUCCUUAUUUAUCAUUUGAUAAACUCACUAAGCAUGUUCAAGAUAACAUGAUAAACUGUAUGAAAUAUUCAUAUUUUCCACUUCAACGUAUUCUCAAUCAACAUCCAAAUAUAUCAAAUCCUGUAUUUCUUAAUACAUCAUUUGAAUUUAUACCGUCUAUGACAAGAGAUGAGGAGAAUGAAAUAAUGAUCGGUGAUAGUCGAUUUUCUUUAAUACCUUAUUCAAUUAAGAUCAGUGAAGAUGAAAUAAUGAGUAAAUUUGAUUUUAUUCUUAGUUUUCAACAUGAUCUAAAUCUAAAUGAAUUCUCAUGCACCAUUAAUGCUUCACUUGAUUUAUUCAAUGUUGAAACAGUUUGUACAAUUGGACAAAGAUUGCAGACAAUGUUACAUCAACAACUCACAUCUUUCAACUGUACAACAAACAAACCUAUCUAUGAAUUAUCAUCAGUAUUAUCAAAUGAACAAUAUCUAAUACAAUCAUUGAAUAAUACACAGAUAUCAUUUCCAUCCCCUCUUACUUGUAUUCAUCAUGAAUUUGUGUAUCAAGUAAUGAAACAUCCACAAAAGCUAGCAGUUGAACUAGAUGAACAAUCAUUAACAUAUUGUGAACUCUUACAUUAUGUUCAAGUAUUAUCUUUGCAUUUGAUUAACAAAUAUCAUGUUGUUCCAGGUGAAAUCAUUUGUCAAUGUGUUGAGCGAAGUUUGUCAAUGGUGAUUGGUAUUAUGGGGAUUGAAAUGGCUGGUGGUGUUUAUUGUCCAUUGUCACCUCGAGAUCCACAACAUCGUUUGUAUGCACUCACACAACAAACUCAAAGUCGUCUUGUUUUUGUUCAUUAUUUAACUAAGACCAAAUUCGAUGAUGAUAUUGUUUCACUUGACAUUAAUUCAAUAUUAAAUAUGAAUGAUAUGGAUGGUAACAUGAAUUAUAAUUGCCUUUCAAGUGUGGGAGUGAAUUACAAUGGGAUUGCAUACAUUAUUUUUACUAGUGGUUCAACUGGAACACCCAAAGCGGUUCAAGUUCGGCAAAAGAACUUUAUUGAUUGUAUGCAGUCUUUGGCUUAUAUCAACGCAUUUAAUAAAGAUGAUAUAGUUGUACAAAUGACAAGAUGUUCAUUUGACAUUCAUGUUCAAGAGAUACUUGGGACAUUGUUAGUUGGAGGCACGUUGAGUGAACCUUUUUCUAUUCCUUUAAUUGAUUUGAUUGCAAAAAUCCGUAUAACAAACUGUAUUGUGUGGAAUUUGUAUGGUCCAGCAGAAGCAACCAUAGGUUCUACAAUUCAUUACGUGGAUGUUAAAAAUGAUACACAGAAUAUUCCAAUUGGGAGACCAUUUUAUAAUUACCGAUGUAUGAUUAUGAAUCAAUAUUUACAAUCGUCUGUUGCCGGUCAGGAAGGUGAACUGCUAGUGGGAGGAGCGGGUGUGUUUGCUGGUUAUCUUGAACGUGAUGAUUUGACAGCAAAAACUCUUGUUGAAAUAAAUGGUGAGCUAUUUUAUCGAACAGGUGAUCUUGUUACAAUGGAUAACAAUGGUCUUCUUUAUUAUCAAGGAAGAAAAGAUCAUCAAAUCAAACUACAUGGACAAAGAAUUGAACUUGGUGAGAUUGAACGAUGUUUACUAAACAUUACAUCUAUUUCUGCUUGUGUUGUCAUGAAAUGGAAUGAUAAUCAGCUAGUUGCUUAUGUUCAAUCUUUUUCUCAUAUGAAUGAAGAAGAACUACGUCAACAUUGUCAAUCUCAUCUUCCACCACAUAUGAUUCCAUCUUUCUUUAUCAUUCUUGAUAAAUUACCUUUGAAUCCAAAUGGUAAAAUAGACCGAAAACAACUACCUUCACCCGACGUUUCUCUAUCGACUUUGUCAUUGUCCGACAAAUCUGAUACUCCGCUUAAUCAGUUCGAAGAACGUAUACACACUAUUUGGUGUCAAGUUCUUCAUUCUAACGAAAAUCACAUUUCUAGUACCACCAGUUUUUUUAGUGUUGGUGGUCAUUCACUAUUGUUUAUUGAACUUUAUCAUCAUUAUCAAUCAGUAUUUAACUUUGAUGCUCAUACGCUUUCCAUUGCUCCAUUUCUUCAACAACCAACGAUAUUCCAACAUUCACAAUUACUUCAAACAGUUAUAAUAAAUAAUGUCAAGGCAACACAAUGGUACACCUUACAUAUAAAUGAAGGUAUUGCCUCUUUUGCUCAAGAGCGUAUAUUUCUUGAUGAACAAGUUCGUUUUUCGAGUGAUACUGCUAUCUAUAAUGAACUAUUCACUUUACAAAUUGCUCAAGGAUCAUUAUCAUUAAAUCGUUUAUUACAAGCACUUCGAUAUGUUCUGAAUAAACAUAAAAUACUACGGACAUCUCUUAAGUUUAACAAUGAUGAUGGUAUUUUGAAACAAUGCAUCACAAAUCUACAUAAAACAUUCACAAUAACUAUGAAUCAAACCUUUAAAAAUGAAAAUGAACUUCAAGACAUUAUUUAUAAAACAACUACCAAUCCUCAUCUCUUCGAUUUAUCAACUGGUCGUGUUUUUCAUGCUGAAAUACUAAGACACCAAAUAUCACCAAAUGAAAAUGAAAAUAAUAGCAAUGAGUUCAUAACUGAUUCUAAUGUUCUCCUCACUGGUUUUCAUCAUGCAGCAUUUGAUCGAUCAAGUCGUUCAGUCUUUUUCAAUGAUCUAUGUUUAGCUUAUAAUAAUAAUGCAAUACCAAUAGAAGAUGAUGAUGAAUCAUUGCAAUAUAUUGAUUAUAGUGUACAUGAACGUCUAAUUGAUAUGUCAACAUCUCGUGAAUUUUGGUAUUUACAAUUAGAAGAAUACAAUUUGGACUCUCCGUUAUCAUUACCAGCUGAUCGACAUCGCUUAUCUAAUGAUCAUCGAUCGAAUUCUGCUUGUGUCACUCAAAUCUCUUUCGAUAACGAAAUUUCACAAUCAUUUGUGGACUAUGCUUCUGUCCAUCAUGUGACACCAUUUCAGUUGGGUCUAACUAUAUUAUAUGCUUUUCUUUUCAAGUUAACACAUGGUGAAAAUGAUUUAUGUAUUUCUUGUCUUAAUGCUAAUCGAUAUCGAAAUGAACUACAAAAUCUAAUUGGAAUGUUUGUUUCAACACUACCAUAUCGUGUUCAACUUGACUCUCAUUGGUCAUUUGAUGAUCUUGUUAAAUAUGUACAUGAAAAAUGUCUAUCGAUUCUUGCACAUUCACAUUAUCCAUUACAACAUAUUCUUGCUAGUUUACAUAUUAAUCAAUCAAAUAUUUCAUUUCUCGAAACAAUGUAUGACUUUAUUACUAUAUCGUCACACAGUGGUGAAUUAUCUUUGGAUGGAGCAAGUUUGAAACAAGUGUCAUUCGAACAAUCGUUUGAAGUGGCUAAGUUUGAUUUUAUGUUAAUAUUUGUCUAUAAUCCAAUGUUGGAAAAUAAUAGAUUAUCAUUUCUUUUAACUUGUUCACAUGAUUUGUUUGAUGAGAUUACGGUUACAAAUAUGAGUCGAAGAUUGGAAUAUUGUUUUCAACAACUGUUUUCAUCAGAUGAAACUAUUAAUCAAAUUGGUACAUGCUUGACAUCUAUAUCAAAAUUUAAUCUUAUUCUACCAGAAGAAACUCAAGAAAUGGAAAAUGUUAUCUUUUGUCGACAGUCACAUAUUAUAAAGGAGGCAUCAACAUCUUUUGCACAAAUCCGACUAUGGCAUAAUCAGUCUAUUCUUUUCACUCCUCACAUAUCACAAGUACCAAUCUACAACAUGCCCUUUGUCUAUCAUCUACACUCACACCAUACUUUAUCGGUACCACAUCUUCGUCAAGCACUUCAACUAAUCGUUACAAAACAUCAAUCUCUUCGAACAUCACUCAUAUUUUAUGCAGAAAACAAUCGACACUUGCAACGAAUCAUUGAUAUGAACGAUAAUAAUGGUCAACUAUUUACAUUUAUUGAAAGCCCUUACGAAACACAAGAACAACUCAAUGAUAUCAUACAUAAAGAAAAAUGUAUUCCUCAAUUUUUUGAUGCUGCUCAAGGUCUUGUCUUUCGAUGUCAUCUUGUUUAUUACAAACAAAUCUCUUCAGAUCAUCUUCUUUCUCAUAAAGAUAUACUGAUCUUUAACUUUCAUCAUUCUGUAUUUGACUAUCCAUCAAUGAAUAUCUUUCUUCAUGAUCUCAAUCAAGCAUAUACAACAGGUCAACUAUUAUAUGAUGACAGCACCACUAUUCGUUAUCUCGAUUAUACUGUUAUUGAACAACAAAUGUCAAUGACUGGUGCAAGUAUGUUUUGGCUUGAUGCUCUUCAUAAUUGUAAACUCGAACAAUCUUUGUCAUUAUCUUUUGAUCGAUACCGUCUUGCAAAUGAACAUCGAACUUGUCAUACAACAUCUAUUUCUUUUGAUUUUGGUCAAGAUCUCUCACACGACUUCGUUACACAUGCAUCAUCAAACAACAUAUCACUUGAACAUCUCACAUUUGCUAUUUAUUUCAUCUUUCUAUUUAAACUUACUAAUGGACAAACAGAUUUAUGUAUUGCAAUGAACAUCAAUAAUAAUCGAUAUAGAGAUGAACUCAAAUCAAUCAUUGGAUUGUUUGAGAAUAUUAUUCCAAUACGAUGUCAAUUAGAUCCUCAUUGUUUCUUUCAUCAAUUACUUGGACAUGUUCAAGAGAUAACAACAAAUAGUAUGAAAUAUUCAUAUUUUCCACUUCAAUAUAUUCUCGAUCAACAUCCACAUAUUUCAAAACAUGCAUUUUUGGAUACAUCUCUGGAAUUUCUAUCACACAAGAGUAGCAAUACAAUCAUGGUUGGCAAUUCUCAACUUGUUCCAGGAUCUUUUUCAUUCAAUAUUAAUGAAGAUGAGAUACUAAGUGCAUUCGACUUCUCUCUUUCUAUUUAUCAUGAUAUGAACAUGAAUCAACUAACAUGCACAAUCAAUGCAUCAAUUGACUUGUUCAAUAGAGAGACAGUGGAGAAGAUUUCACAACGAUUUCAUUCCAUUUUAGAACAAUUAUCUGCAUCUAUGAUUGAUACUGAAAUAAACAAACCAAUCCAUGAAUUAUCAUCAGUAUUAUCAAAUGAACAAUAUCUAAUGCAAUCAUUGAAUAAUACACAAAUAUCAUUUUCAUCGCCUCUCACUUGUAUUCAUCGUGAAUUUGUGUAUCAAGUAAUGAAACAUCCACAAAAACUAGCUGUUGAACUAGAUGAACAAUCAUUGACAUACUGUGAACUUCUAUAUUAUGUUCAAGUGUUAUCUUUAACUCUUCUUAAUGAAUAUCAUGUGUUUCCAGGUGAGAUCGUAUGUCAAUGUGUUGAGCGAAGUUUAUCAAUGGUGAUUGGUAUAAUGGGAAUCGAAAUGGCUGGUGGUGUUUAUUGUCCAUUAUCACCGCGGGACCCACAACAUCGUUUGCAUGCACUCACACAACAGACUCAAAGUGGUCUUGUUCUUGUUCAUUAUUUAACUACGACCAAAUUUGAUGAUGAUAUUAUUUCAUGUGAUAUUGAUUCAGUAUUAACGAGCUAUGUCAUUGAAUCUGUUAUUGAUGUAACUCGACUAUCGAAAGUUGCAACAGUAUCACACGAUGUCGCAUAUAUUAUUUUCACAAGUGGUUCGACUGGAAAACCAAAAGCGGUCCAAGUUCGUCAUGAAAACUUCACUCAUUAUAUAUACUCAUUUGUGAGCGUUACCACAUUGAAGAAGGAAGAUACAGCUGUUCAGAUGGCUCGAAGUACUUUUGACGUCCAUCUUCGACAAAUUGUUGGUGUUUUAUUAGUUGGCGCUACAUUGAUUAUGCUACGUGCAAGAGGAAUGGCUGAUUUUGAUUAUCUAGCUAAUUUGUUAUACAAUAAACAGAUUACAUAUUUGAAUACUGCACCAGUUUUAUUUCAAAGUUUUUUCAGUUACCUUAGUCUGUAUAAGAAAACAUAUGCUGUAACGUAUCUCAGAUCACUUUGUAGUGGAGGGGAGGCAUUUGCUUCCAAACUGAUUGAUCUGGUUCAAGAGACCAAUAUUCCCAAUUAUACUAUCUGGAAUUUAUACGGUCCUGCUGAAACGACGAUUACAUCUACAUUUCAUCUCGUUGAUAUAAGAGCUUCUACAAAGUUUAUCCCAAUUGGCAGACCACUUUCAAAUUACCGAUGUAUAAUUAUGAAUGAAAAUUCACAACAAUCAACCCCGAAUCAAGAAGGUGAACUGUGUAUAGGUGGAGUAGGUGUAUUUGCUGGUUAUCUUGGACGUGAUGAUUUGACAUCAAAAGCUCUUGUUGAAAUAGAUGGCGAACGGUUUUAUCGAACAGGUGAUCUUGUUACAAUGGAUAACAAUGGUCUUCUCCAUUAUCAAGGAAGAAAAGAUCAUCAAAUCAAACUACAUGGACAAAGAAUUGAACUUGGUGAGAUUGAACGAUGUUUACUUAACACUACAUCAUCCAUCUCUGCUUGUCUUGUCAUGAAAUGGAAAGAUGAUUACUUAGUUGCUUAUGUUCAAAGUUCCGAUGUCAAUGAAGAACAACUACGUCAACAUUGUCAAUCUCAUCUUCCACCACAUAUGAUACCAUCAAUAUUUAUUAUUCUCGAUAAAUUACCUUUGAAUCAAAAUGGAAAAGUAGAUCGAAAACUUCUACCACCACCUAGUUUUUCAUCGUCAACUGAUAAUAUUGAUGGUAAUGUGCCGCACACCACGUUAGAACAACAGUUACAAGAUAUAUUUUGUCAAGCUUUCCAUAUUGAAUCUCCUCAUGUUGAUGUUCCUUUUGGUCAACUUGGUGGAACAUCAUUGGGUGCUAUUCUUGCACUCACGUUGAUUCGUCAACAGGUGUGCAAGAAGGUUGACAUUGGUCUGUUAUUUACAAAUCCAUCUGUUCGACAAUUGGCUCAAGCUAUAGAACCUUUGUUAGUUUUCGAAGAAUCACAAGAAACAACUUGCACAGUCAAUGAAAUUCAUGAAACACAUGAUCGUCUGACACCUUCAUUCGUUAUCGAAUCUUUAGGUAUUGUACUCCUCGUUUGCCAGUGGUUGUUGCCAAUCAUGAUAAUUCAUCAAUGGUGUCCACUUCUUUUUCCUAUCUUACCAAUAUGUCAUCUUUUAUCCUAUGUCAUAUGUUCACGUCUACUUUCACCACGAAACAUUAAAGGUGGCAAUAUUUUCUCUUGGAGCUAUUAUCGUUGGUGGUUUUUAGAUCGACUAUGGGAUAAUAAUACAUUCUGGUUGCAACAUAUGCUUGGUACACCUUUGUACAAUUACUAUCUUCGUCUUUGUGGUGCUCGAGUUAGUCAUAAUGCACAUAUUUAUACUCUAACUACUGAUGCUCCAUGGCUGUUAGAUAUUGGUGAUAAAACUUGGAUUGCUGAUAAAACAACUCUAAAUUGUUUAUAUUACAAUGAUAAUAAUACUUUUACAUUGCAUUCAAUUAAAACUGGUUGCUAUUGUUCAAUCAGUGCUCGUUCAAUUCUGUUUGGUGGAGUUGAAAUGCUAAAUAAUAUUAUUGUUCAGCCUAUGUCAUCAGUCAGUGGUUUCAUCGCAUCUCGAACAAUUAUCGAUGGUGACAAACAUAAAUCGGUUUCAUCAGACAUUUCAAUCACACAUAGUAACAGAUCAUUCUCAAUAUGGCACAAGAUCUACCAAGUUGUUACAGUCAUCUCAUUGAUUUGUAUUCAUUGUACACUCUUAGCCAUUGUCUACAAAGUUUAUUCAGUUAAACAAAUACCACUACCUAUUAGUAUUGCUUUUUGCUGGACUUUAUGGUCUAUUCUUGCUUGUUUUAUUACUCUUCUCCUACUAAAAUUCGUAGUAGGUUCUUGUGCUGCUGGUGAGAUAUAUCCAAUUGCAUCAUGGUCAUAUUUACAUAAAGUGUGGCUUCGUCAAUUGAUUGUAUCUAGUUUUCAUCAUGCCUGGUUACUACCAACUGGAUAUGAUUAUCUUUAUCCUUUUAUUCUCCGUUGGCUAGGUGCUCAAGUUGAAGAUGAUGUCAAACUUGCAAAUAUAGACAUCUUCUUAUCCUAUCCAACAAAUCUGUUGAAACUUGAAACAGGUGUCACUGCUUUUGGUUAUGUGUUAAUAGUUCCUACUGAAAUAACACUUUCAGGUGAUCAUCGUGUGGAUUGGAUAACGCUCCGAUCUCAUACAAAUCUUGCGAACGGAUGUUCAAUUUUGCCCGGUAGCCAUCUUACAUCUCAUACUAUGGUUGGCAAUUUGACACGUAUCAAUCGAGAAACGAAUAGCAACUACGGAGAUGUUUUCAUCGGUGUUCCAGCUCGUGCUAUGCCAUUUCAAAUGCCCAUUAGAGAAGCGAUGGAAGAUCAAAUUGAAACUAUUUCAUUUUGCAAAACAUGUAUUUCUUAUUAUAUUAGCAAAUGUCUUUUUAUAGGUAUCUAUCUAUCAUGUGGUCUUGUUGGUGGACCAAUCAUUCAUACAAUAAUUGUAUGCAGUCUAUAUCGAUGGUAUUCAUAUACAGAUAGUGAAAUAAUCAAACAAAUCGUACAAAAACUGCAGGUCGAUCACAGAAUUUUUAUUUGUUCAUUUCUUGGCAAUACACAAUGGCUAAUUCGUUUCUUUCGAGCAUAUGGUGCGAACAUCGGCAACAAUGUCAUCAUACCUGAGGUUUCGUCUCUUUUUGAUUACAAUUUGUUGACUAUUGGAGAUCAUGUUCGACUUAAUAUCAAUGCUCAUAUUGUGUGUCACACUUUCGAACAACGUAUUCUGAAACGAGUUCCUGUUACAGUAGGCAAGUCGUGUAUACUUAUGAGUGGCUCAGUUGUGAUGUCGGGUUGUAAAUUAAUGGGUAACAAUCGGCUUUAUCCUUUUACACUCAUAAUGAAAAAUGAUUUAUUGCAACCGAACACACAAUGGAAAGGACUUCCUGCACAAUCUUAUGUAGCAAAACCAGUAUUAUCUCGAUCUGCACUCAUUUGUGAUGAUGUCGUCAAAUGUAAACAGAAAUCUAAGAACUUUGACCGACUGUUUUUGUGGAAUGAACAAAUUUCAAAUGUCUAUACGAAUGUCAAUGAACUACAAUUUAUGAAUUGGGGUUAUGCAGAUUUGGAUGAGCAUAUUAAUGACAAUACUGGUUACUAUUCGGAGAAACUUUAUCAACAAAUUCUUGCUAAUAUAACACUUACAGAUCAAAAUAUACUCGAAGUGGGUUGUGGCAGAGGUGCUGGUGCUGCCUGGUGUGUUCGUAAAUAUGCUCCUCGUUCUUAUGUUGGAAUGGAUCCUUCUCGAAAUGUCAUUAACCUAUGUCAACAAACUUACUCAACAACUCCUCGACUCUCGUUUAUGGUAGCUGGUCUAAAAACCUAUUUAUCAUUUCAAAAUGAAUCAAUGGAUGUUGUUCUUUCGAUUGAAACAACAAACAUUUUUGAUGAAACACAAGCAGUGAAGGAAUUUGUCGAUGAAAUUACUCGUGUGCUUACUCCUAAUGGAUACUUUCUCUGGUGUGGUUUGUGUAAUGUAGAUGGAUCAAGUUUAUUGAUUGAUUAUUUAACAGCAAAUAAUGGAUUUAUUAUCAAAGAAAAGGCCAAUAUUACAAGAAAUGUUCUUCAUGCACUUGAUAUGCAAAGUAACUCACGUGCUGAUUUUAUUGACCGUUAUAUUCAAUCUGCAGAUCAAGAAUAUUGUCGUCUAUUAGCUGGAUUACCUGGCACUGAACUUUAUGAUAAUAUGCAACAAGGAAGGACAGAAUACUGGCGAGUUGUAUUCCGCAAGAAGAUUACAACCGAUACACCUCUUAUUUAA